GGCCCGUUCUAAUAGAUGAUUUUGUUGACCAUAUGUACAGGUCCUCAGGAUCAUCUCAUUAUAAUUCCAACUUACAAUGUAGCUGCGGUGAUCCCGAUUCACAAUUAUGUAUUUUUGAAGACUUGGUUCCUGGAAUGAAGAAUUUAUCUGGUUUAAAGAGGAAGGUACUGCAUGACACGGGGAAAGAUGAUAUGGAGGCCAUAUAUACUCCCAUCUCUGAUGCUGCUGACUUGAGUCCCUCAAAAAGAAGUAGAGGGAAUACUCAAAAUGCUAUAGAGGAUUGUAAUGGAAUUGCUAGAAACAAUAGCCCGUUGUGUUCAUCUAAAUCGCCAUGUGCAGUUGAGCGCUGUCUGUCAAAGGGCUUUGCAGGACUUCUCUCAACGCGUUCCUUUGUGUAGUCUGGUCGGGAAAGGAGGGCGUCCUUUAUAUGAAGCA
Neltuma alba is the source of this 435-nucleotide messenger RNA. RefSeq lists its product as uncharacterized. The transcript has 3 exons. Lineage: Eukaryota; Viridiplantae; Streptophyta; Magnoliopsida; Fabales; Fabaceae. The coding region runs from base 33 to 398 and encodes 121 amino acids. The record is from RefSeq and is a predicted model, not a curated record.